Molecule: messenger RNA, 2171 nt
Organism: Cololabis saira (Pacific saury)
Lineage: Eukaryota; Metazoa; Chordata; Actinopteri; Beloniformes; Belonidae
Gene: chmp1a
Product: charged multivesicular body protein 1A
Exons: 7
Coding region: 125-721 (198 amino acids)
Biological process (GO): endosome transport via multivesicular body sorting pathway; late endosome to vacuole transport; protein transport
Cellular component (GO): ESCRT III complex; multivesicular body
Source: RefSeq, a predicted model, not a curated record
AGAAGAAGUCACGUGGUAACAGCUGAACCAGGAAGAUCGACGCUUUACCAAAACAAAUCAACUAUCUCGUCUAACAGCUGCAAAUAUCUUCUCCUGGGCUGUCUGACACUACUUUUAUGUCAAGAUGGAGGACACACUUUUCCAACUAAAGUUCACAUCCAAGCAGCUUGAAAGACUGGCAAAGAAGGCAGAGAAGGAGUCUGAAAAGGAGCAGGCAAAAGUCAAGAAGGCUUUGCAACAGAAAAAUGUUGAAUGUGCCAGAGUCUAUGCAGAGAACUCCAUCCGGAAAAAAAAUGAAGGUCUUAAUUGGCUGCGCAUGUCAUCACGAGUGGAUGCAGUGGCCUCUAAAGUUCAGACUGCUAUCACCAUGAAGGGAGUGACUAAAAACAUGGGCCAGGUUACCAAGGCCCUGGACAAAGCUCUGAACUCCAUGGACCUCCAGAAGGUUUCUGCAGUCAUGGAUAAAUUUGAAACCCAAGUUCAGAACCUUGAUGUCCACACGUCUGUGAUGGAGGACUCCAUGAGCUCAGCAAUGACACUGACCACGCCUCAGGAGCAAGUAGAUAGCCUGAUCCAUCAAAUAGCAGAAGAGAGCGGCCUGGAGGUGAUGGAUCAACUCAACCAGCUUCCUGCCGGAGCCUCUUCACUGGACCCAGAGACCUCAAGGAGCCAGGAGAGGGAGGACCAGCUGUCUCGGCGGUUGGCCGCUCUGCGAAACUGAACGCUGCUGCUGGAGAGGCGACGGGCUGACACCUGCACAGAAGAGGACAAGCGUGUUACAGCGGUGACGAUAGGAGCUGCGCUGUGUUUCUAUUGAACUGCUCAUACAAAGAGGACUAAAUGAGUGUAUCAGUUACCAUCGUCCUCUACCCUAUAAAUAAAUACACCCAACCACACCGCAGUUAGAAAUACCACGAAGAGGGCCAUGAGCGUCUUUCAGGUUCACCUUCCUGUUUCUGUCUGUCUCUUAUCCUCCUCUCUAAUAUCCCAUUGCAUCUCAUUUUACUUUCCUUUUUCACCCCUCCUUCUAAAAUCUGAGGAUUUUGGAUGUAAACUUUGUACAAAACACAAAGACCUUUUACAAAUGUUAAUCAAUUUGAAGAGUUUUUAGAUUAUAAGGGAGGUGGGCAUCUCUGGGUGCCACACGAUGUAGGGUGGGAAGAUGUGUAUUUUUUUUUUUAAUUGGUUCAUUGUAGCUCUGUUUUCAGUCAAUAAUUGUGGAAGGAGACUUAAAAGUACUUGGAAAGAUGCAUCAGUUUAAAACAGAUGUCUGUAACACUAGUAUGUAUUUUUACCUCCAUCAUCAAAUUCAUCCACGUUUAAUGGUUUUAUUGUAAUACUGUAAACAACAAUGGACAAUCCCCUUCUUUUUCUGUGGGUUAUAUUUGCUCCCAUUAUUGUUUUUCACAUUUGUUUCAGACCAUAUUUUUUAUUUGUAUUCAGAGUUGAUGCUUUAAACGCCUUAUUUUGCGUGCAGGUGCUUGCAUAGGUGCUUCUUCCGCCAGUGCCUGACUGACAGUAGUUGAGAGCUCCAGUGGGUGUUAGCUGCUGGACACUUAUUAUCUCUGAAUCUGUUUUGAUCACUUUGUGUUUGAUUUAAGCCACACUGAAACCUCAUCCAGGGUUUUUUCGAAGCCUCUUUCUCUCUAAAUAGGAGUUGUCCCCUCCUGUCUCUGUUCCAGUCUGAGCAGUUUCAGGACAGGAAUCACAUCAGAGGGGUUUAUUGUUGAUGCUGGAUCCUGAUUUAACUUUUCUUAUCCCAGGAGGUGCAAGUGUAAAGAGGGUCUCCAUCAAGAUUGGAUAACGUUAUAAGACAAAAGGAAAAAUUAUGUAUAUCAGCAGAUAUGUUUGAGUGAAUAGGAGACAGCUUCUUUUGUUUUGUUUUUUUGUAAGCUUGCAGUUCUGCUUUGAGUUGCCUAUAAGUGCUUUUGAUGGGUUUCAGUUAUUACUACUUCUUUGAUUGUAUAAGUCUGUGAGAAAGGAGGGGAGUUAUGGAGAAGCUGGAGCUCCACCUAUGAACAAGCAGCUUCAUCUCUGGUUUUCAAGUUUUGUGUCCAUUUUAACUGGGGGAGGGAUUAUUUUUUUAUUCAAGUUCUUCUGACUCUUCAGCACUUUUGUUUUGUAUAUUUAUCUUGUGAAAAUAAAAUGAUCCCCUCUGACGCUGUCCAUCA